AUGAGAUAUAAAAACUUGUCAACAGUUGCACCUGCAAACCGAGCAGCAACUUGCUGGCGAGGGGAGGAGGAGAGACCUCCGAUGCUGGAAGAGGCGUCGGAAUUCAGUCGCAGCCACCCGCCAGCACAAGAGAGUCGGGCUCCUAUCUCCAAGCUGUCCAGGCUGCAGACCCGCGGGAUGGCGAAUGUUUCCAAUAGUACUUUCGGCUGCGAUUACGUGUCCUGCCCUCUCUUCCCCGUCUCCACCUUGAUCCCAGUGACAAUAGUCUGCAUCGUGCUCUUCAUUGUCGGGGUCACUGGUAAUGCAUUGACUGUGCUGAUCAUCCGAAGAUACAAGAACAUGAAGACCACUACCAACCUCUACCUGUCCAGCAUGGCGGUGUCGGACCUGCUGAUCUUCCUCUGCCUGCCUUUCGACCUGUACCGCCUGUGGAGGUACAAACCUUGGCUCUUCGGGGAUUUCUUGUGCAGAUUUUAUCAGUACAUCAACGAAGGUUGCACAUACGCCACCAUCCUGCAUAUCACAGCUCUGAGCAUCGAGAGGUACCUGGCCAUUUGUCUGCCUCUCAAAGCCAAGGUGCUGAUCACCAAGCGAAGAGUCAGGUCAGUCAUCGCGCUGCUGUGGACGCUCGCCCUGGUGUCCGCCGGACCUUUCUUCUUUUUGCUCGGCGUGGAACAAGACAUGUGCAAACAUACCGAGUACGCCGUCAACUCGGGUAUCCUCGAUAUCAUGAUCUGGGUCUCAACCGUCUACUUCUUCUUCCCCGUGUUCUGCCUCACUUUCCUCUAUGGUUUCAUAGGGAGGAAACUGUGGAAAAACAAGGACGACAUCAAGGGUCCCAAUGCUGCAAACAGGGAAAAAUAUCACAAGCAGACAGUCAAGCUCUUGGCUGUUGUUGUCUUGGUGUUUGUUGCCUGUUGGUUGCCUUUCCACAUUGGUCGUAAUCUUUUCUCCAACCUCUCGAGGAGUAACAGCCUCGACCUGUUCGUUUUCAGCCAGUAUUUCAACGUCGUCUGCCUGCUGCUAUUCUACUUCAGUGCCUCCAUCAACCCCAUUCUCUACAACCUCAUCUCCCGAAAAUACAGGACGGCAGCGCGCGAAUUGCUGUUUUCUCGAAAAGUCUGGACGUGGUCCAUAUCCAGCAACAGGGAGACCAGGGAUGACACUUUAGGCGGCACCGAGACCAACACGCGUGUCUAAAGGAGGCCAGAAGUGUGUUGCAUGAACAGUGAAUUCAAGGGAAUCAUUCCAAAUGUUGUAUUUCUGGAAACCCUCGUUCUCCUUUUCUCAAAUCCCCUGUGUAAAUGUAUACAUUGUAUUCUGCUCAUUAAAUAGCUCGCUUCUA
This is a messenger RNA of Amblyraja radiata (thorny skate), 1345 nucleotides long. RefSeq names its product motilin receptor (gene mlnr). Gene Ontology annotation, cellular component: plasma membrane. The coding region runs from base 1 to 1200 and encodes 399 amino acids. Gene Ontology annotation, biological process: G protein-coupled receptor signaling pathway. The transcript is spliced from 2 exons. Gene Ontology annotation, molecular function: G protein-coupled peptide receptor activity. Lineage: Eukaryota; Metazoa; Chordata; Chondrichthyes; Rajiformes; Rajidae. The record is from RefSeq and is a predicted model, not a curated record.